CUGCUUCUUAGAGCUGUAUCAUUGACCUUAACAACACUUGAACAAGAAUUGUCUUCUCCAAAUCAUACAUUCUGAUCAUCUUUAUCCUUCAUUUGCUUGCUUUUUAGCCUUAAACCGAUCAUGAAUUGUCCUGGUGGUUGAAACCGUUUACAAUCACCCUUGUGAUAAACAUCGUGUAAGAAGUUCAAUUCGCACCACCUAUACUUUCCCUUGAACAAGAAUUGUCUUCUCCAAAUCUUCAUCCUUCUACCCUUGUAAAUCCAACCCUUCAUUUGCUUUCUUUCUAGCCUUAAACCGAUCAUGAAUUGUCCUGGUGGUUGAAACCGUUAACAAUUACCCUUCUGACAAAUACCAUAACAAAGAUUCAAUUCUCACCACUUACAUCCCCUGCCCGUAAAGGCCACGGAUCAAAAAUAAAAAAAGAUCGAAAAAUGUCUAAGGGACAAUUACAAGUACUCAAUGCACUAGAUGUAGCAAAAACACAAUGGUAUCACUUCAAAGCAAUAGCAAUAGCAGGCAUGGGAUUCUUCACAGAUGCCUAUGACUUAUUCUGCAUUGCAGUGGUAGCUAGGCUGCUCGGACGAUUAUACUACACCGCACCAGGUGCACCCAAGCCAGGGACCUUACCCAUCAAUAUAUCAGCAGCAGUCAAUGGGGUUGCACUUUGUGGCACAUUAACAGGCCAGCUUUUCUUCGGCUGGCUAGGCGAUCGAAUGGGGAGAAAAAGAGUAUAUGGAAUAACACUAAUAUUGAUGAUUUUCGCGUCAAUUGGUUCAGGAUUGUCGUUUGGAAGAACCGCCAAAGGGGUUAUAACCACAUUGUGUUUUUUUCGGUUUUGGUUAGGUUUCGGUGUUGGAGGGGAAUACCCUCUUUCGGCUACAAUCAUGUCCGAGUAUGCUAAUAAGAAGACUCGUGGGACAUUUAUAGCCGCGGUUUUUGCUAUGCAAGGGCUAGGAAUUUUAGCGGCCGCAGUAGUGGCUUUACUUGUAUCGGCUGCAUUUGAGAAUAGGUUUAAGCCUCCACCAUAUAAUGUAGACCCUAUAGGCUCUGUUCCACCGGAAUGUGACUACAUUUGGAGGGUAGUCUUAAUUUUCGGAGCUGUUCCUGCUGGGUUUACCUAUUAUUGGCGUAUGCAGAUGCCCGAAACUGCAAGGUACACGGCUUUAGUAGCUAGAAAUCCUAGACAGGCGGCUGAAGACAUGUCUAAAGUACUCAAAGUUCGUUUAGACGCAGAGGAAGAUAGGGUGCACAAAAUAUUUAAAAGUGAAAGGCACAAAUUUGGACUAUUUUCUGCUGAAUUUGCUCGGUUGUAUGGUAUCCGCCUUUUGGGUACAACGAGUACUUGGUUCUUACUCGACAUUGCGUUCUAUAGUCAAAACCUUUUUCAAAAAGACCUCUUUUUCUCAGUUGGGUGGAUACCUCCUACAGUCGAGAUGAGUGCUAUGCGAGAAAUCUACAUGAUUGCUCGGUUUCAAACCCUAAUCGCUCUUUGUGGAACUGUUCCGGGAUACUGGUUCACUGUUGCCUUUAUCGAUGUAAUUGGAAGAUGGUGGAUUCAAAUGACGGGAUUCUUUUUCAUGACUAUAUUUAUGUUUGCUAUUGCGAUUCCAUACGACUAUUGGAGAACCGAAGAGCAUCAAAUUGGCUUCUUAAUAUUGUAUGGCCUAACAUUCUUUUUUGCGAACUUUGGUCCUAAUGCAACAACCUUUGUUAUCCCAGCUGAGAUCUUCCCCGCUAGACUAAGAUCCACUUGUCAUGGAAUAUCGGCUGCAUCUGGUAAGGCCGGAGCCAUAAUAGGAGCAUUCGGGUUUCUCUAUGCAUCACAAGAUAAAGACCCGGAAAAGAGGAAUCCGGGCUAUCCUGCUGGUAUUGGCAAGAGGAACUCAUUGUUUGUUCUUUGUGCUAUAAAUUUCCUAGGUAUGCUUUGCACUUUCUUCGUGCCCGAGCCUAUGGGCAAGUCUCUUGAAGAACUUGCUGGUGAGGUUGAUAUGGAGGACAUUGAGCUCGAUCAAAGAGAUGGUGCUUGAAUCUUGAUUAUAAAUGAUGGUCAUCUUGUU
Molecule: messenger RNA, 2057 nt
Organism: Amaranthus tricolor (Joseph's coat)
Lineage: Eukaryota; Viridiplantae; Streptophyta; Magnoliopsida; Caryophyllales; Amaranthaceae
Product: probable inorganic phosphate transporter 1-3
Exons: 1
Coding region: 432-2027 (531 amino acids)
Biological process (GO): transmembrane transport; phosphate ion transport
Cellular component (GO): membrane
Molecular function (GO): phosphate transmembrane transporter activity
Source: RefSeq, a predicted model, not a curated record